CACAAACUACGUUCGUUCCUUGAUCUCGAUCUACCUACAAUAUCUUCAGCUUAUAACACCCUCUCACCAUCUUUAAGUUCAUUUUUCUUUAUAUCUCACUCUGCCUUUCUUUAUCCUUUACCAUCUGCAUUGCAAGCGAUCUUGCCGCCUGAAUUUAUUUCUUGAUAACGACCUGCGAUUGUCAUUUGCGAUUCGAGAAUCUUCGAGGAAUUGUAUAAAGACUGGAGCGAGAUAUAAUUUGUGCUUCGAGCAGGAAAACAAUAUGCCUUCGAUAGCACAAGAAGAUUGGGAUAUCCCAUCUAUGGAUUUUCAUAUGAGUACAAAUGGAGCUGUGAAUCUGUUGAAGAGACGGAGGGAUGUUGCGAAUUUUGCAGAUGUGAGGGAUGAGGAGGUGCAGAUGAAGAUUAAUAGUCCUAGACAUUCACACAUCCAUCCACAUCCGCAUCCACACAACCUCCACCCACACGCCAUGCACCAUGAAUCUGAACGCAGACACCUAAUUCCCCGGUCAAAAAUGAGUCUAAACAAACGAGUUCGAGUCGAAUAUCUACCCUCAGAACCCGAGUCUAGAAUGGAACAAACGAAGGAGAAGGAGAAGAGUGGAUCUGGAAUGGAUUUACGAGCUUGUCAUAUAUGUCGACGCAAACCAACUGUGAAGAAGGAAUUGGAUGCGUUUGCGAAUUGUGAGGGGUGCGGGAAAAGAGCUUGUUGGGUGUGUAUCAGGGAGUGUCUUGGCGGGUGGGGGGAUACGGAGAUGGGAGAAGAAGUUGGAGGGAAGGAGGGCUGGGGAGAGAAGGGGAUGAAGCAUAGGGGGAUGGUUUGUAGCAGAUGCUGUGUGGAGAGAGGAACUGAGGGAGAGGUGCUUUGCUUAGGGUGCUUGAGGAUGGAGGGGAGCUGA
This is a messenger RNA of Botrytis deweyae, 898 nucleotides long. RefSeq lists its product as uncharacterized. The record is from RefSeq and is a predicted model, not a curated record. The transcript is spliced from 2 exons. NCBI's taxonomy places the organism in Eukaryota, Fungi, Ascomycota, Leotiomycetes, Helotiales, Sclerotiniaceae. The coding region runs from base 263 to 898 and encodes 211 amino acids.